This is a messenger RNA of Heterobasidion irregulare TC 32-1, 2741 nucleotides long. RefSeq lists its product as uncharacterized. Gene Ontology annotation, biological process: L-histidine biosynthetic process. The coding region runs from base 4 to 2535 and encodes 843 amino acids. NCBI's taxonomy places the organism in Eukaryota, Fungi, Basidiomycota, Agaricomycetes, Russulales, Bondarzewiaceae. Gene Ontology annotation, cellular component: cytoplasm. The record is from RefSeq and is a predicted model, not a curated record. The transcript has 3 exons. Gene Ontology annotation, molecular function: NAD binding; histidinol dehydrogenase activity; phosphoribosyl-ATP diphosphatase activity.
UCCAUGGCGUUCUUGCCUCUGCUCGACCGCCGCAACGACGACCUCGAGGCUGCCUUGGCUCGCGUCGGCCCUGUCGUUCUCCCCGCCGCAUCGACCGCAGACGACGUCGCCUCUGCGCCAAUUCGGUCUGCCCGAUAUAUACUCGCAGAUAACAGUCAUUCUUCCAGCCCAGACGAUGCCAUCGCCUGGCUCGACGAAGGCGCGGACAAGGUCAUCGUGCCUCUCGCAUGGGCCCCAGAACUCAUCGGGCUCGUUCCGCGCGACCGUCUGCUGCUCCUGCUCGACGUCGCGAACGCGAGCGCCGUGUCGGACCGGGUGCGGAGCGGCGUCUCGGGUGUGUUCUUGAAGUCGCCCACGUUGGAGCUCGACCUCAUCUCGUCUGUCUCCCGGUUUUUCGCCGAGUCCUCUAUCUUUGUCUUUUUCGCCGGAUCCAGCCCGCCGCUGCCCUCGACGAUCAGGGGUCUGCUUGGCGUCGGCGCGACCCUGGUGGUGCCCGCGUCGCAGCUCACACUUUCCGCCUCGUCUGCUUCCCAGAUCAACGUCGCCGACGCCUACCUCGCACCCUUGGUGUCCGAUCGCCCAGAUGGCUUGUUCCCCACAGUCGUCUCUUCCCACCUGCAGGGCGGUCGCUCGCUCGGCCUCGUGUACUCCUCCUCGCAAUCCGUGAAAGAAAGCAUCCUCACGGGGAAGGGGGUGUAUCACUCACGCAAGCACGGACUGUGGCGGAAAGGGGAAACCUCGGGGGCCACCCAGGACAUCGUCAGCAUCCGCCUCGACUGCGACUCCGAUUGCCUGGAGUUCAGUGUCAUUCAGCACGGUGCCGGAUUCUGCCACCUGAAGCGAACGUCCUGCUUUGGCGAGGUCACCGGGCUCCCCGCACUCGAGGCGACUCUGCGGUCCCGCCUUUUAUCCGCCCCCGAGGGCUCGUACACGCGCAGGCUGUUCGACGAUCCCCAGCUCCUGCGAUCCAAGAUCAUGGAAGAGGCGGACGAGCUCUGCCGAGCGGAGACGAAGGAGGAGGUCGCCUUUGAGGCAGCGGACCUGCUCUACUUCGCUUUGGCCCGGUGUGCCGCAGCGGGCGUCACCAUCGCCGACAUCGAGGCCUCUCUCGAUGCGAAGGCUCGCAAGAUCACACGCAGGCCCGGAAACGCGAAGCCACAGUGGACGCCUCCCCCACCCCCUGCUCCUCCUAAGGCGCCCAUCGAUCCCAACGCCCCCAUCCGCAUGCGCACCUACGAUCUCGCCACCGUCACCGUCGCGGAACGCGCGCAGCUCCUCCGACGCCCCGUGCUCAAGUUCGACGAGAUGAUCGCCAAAGUGAAGCCUAUUGUCGACAGCGUGCGGGCGCGCGGGGACGCCGCCCUGCUCGAGCUCACCGCCAAGUUCGACAGGGCGCAGCUCGCCUCGACCGUCGCCUUCCCGCCCUUCGCGCCGGAGAGCAUGCGGCUCCCCGAGCCCGUGCGCGCGGCGAUCGACGUCGCGUACGCAAACAUCCACAAGUUCCACGCCGCCCAGGCGCAGGACAGCACGCUCGUCGUCGAGACCAUGCCCGGCGUCGUCUGCUCGCGCUUCGCGCGCCCGAUCGCGCGCGUCGGGCUGUACGUGCCCGGCGGCACCGCCGUGCUGCCCUCGACCGCGCUCAUGCUCGGCAUCCCCGCACAGGUCGCGGGCUGCAAGGAGAUCGUGCUCGCGACGCCGCCCCGCGCGGACGGCAGCAUCUCCCCCGAGGUCAUGUACGUCGCGCACCUCGUCGGUGCGUCCGCGGUCCUCAAGGCCGGCGGCGCGCAGGCCGUCGCGGCGCUCGCGUACGGCACCGAGACCGUGCCCAAGGUCGACAAGAUCUUCGGCCCCGGGAACCAGUGGGUCACCGCGGCGAAGCUGCUCGUCCAGAACGACACGGACGCGCUCGUCUCGAUCGACAUGCCCGCGGGGCCCUCCGAAGUCUUGGUGAUCGCGGACCACACGUGCGACCCCGCGUUCGUCGCCGCAGACCUGCUCUCCCAGGCCGAGCACGGCGUCGACUCGCAGGUCGUGCUCGUCGGCGUGCGCCUCGCGCGCGCGACGCUCGCCGCGAUCGAGGCCGAGGUGGACGCACAGGCGCGCGCGCUCGCGCGCGUCGCGAUCGUGCGCGAGUCCGUCGCGAAGAGCAUCAUCGUGCAGGCGGACACCGUCGCUGACGCGCUCGCGUUCUCCAACGCGUACGCGCCUGAGCACCUCAUCCUGCACCUCGAGGACGCGGCCGGGCAGGUCCCGCUCGUGGAGAACGCGGGGAGCGUGUUCGUCGGGCCGUACUCCCCCGAGAGCUGUGGCGACUACGCGUCGGGCACGAACCACACCCUCCCGACGAACGGGUACGCGCGCCAGUUCAGCGGCGUCAACACGCUCUCGUUCCAAAAGCACAUCACGUCGCAGGAGCUGACGUCCGCGGGCCUGCAGAACCUCGGGCCCGUGGUCGCAACGCUCGCCGACUGCGAGGGCCUACAAGCCCACGCCAACGCGGUGCGCAUCCGCUUGCGCGCCAUGGCUUCUGCCUAGGCGGCACAAAAUUGGUCGAAUGUACGAGGGGGAAGCAUCGAAUGCUUGUAUCGUUGAUAGAAGAAGCUAAGAGGACCGCAUGUACAAAAAUCGUCGGGCGCAGUGUCCACAUCCAGCAGGAAACAAAUCUAUAGCACUAGCAACGACAACAUGUAUGCCCGAGUAAUGUAACGAGAAUCACGAUCCAGCGCCUCAGUUCGUCCUGU